UUGAAUAGGCCCCUUUGUUAAUUACUGUCGUGCAUGAUGAUCGGAAUUAAAAAAAAAACGAAGAGGUGCAUCCCACUAUCGCUCUUUACACCCUCAUUUGCAAUCUAGCGGCUAGGUGGAAUCUAUCUGCAAUCCAACGGUCAGGUGGAAUAGAGGUGAUGUGGAUCACUCCUGGAGAAGGAAAUUAGUUUUAAUUGUAGUUAGUGGGAUGACCUAUAUAGAUAUAUAUAUAUAUAGGAUACUGUUCUUAUUCGCAAUAUUAAAAUAUAUUUCAAUUAUUUAAAAAUUGUUUAUAUUUCUGGACAGACGAAAACAAACAAUAAUCCCCGUGUCCUCGCAGUGAGGCUCGCACCGCCCAGCAUCCUUGGAAACAGAGUGAGCGUCCAAAACCGGCGGCGACGCGCUCCCCGUUUCGCCGCUUUCCGCUCAUCUCGCGUAUAAAAACAUGGCGUCUCCCCUGACCACCACGCCUCCACCACCUCCGCAUCACUAGCAAGCGCAAGCGCCGCGCACUGUGACCGAGCGGAGGCGGAGGCGGAGUAGCCGGGUCGGGAACUCGGGAUGGCGAUCUGCGGGGCGAAGGCGGCGGCGCCGUCGCUGGUGGUGGCGGCGAGCAUGGGCGCCGUCGAGGCGCUCAAGGACCAGGCGGGCCUCUGCCGCUGGGACUACGCCCUCCGCUCCCUCUACCUCCGCGCCGCCGCCUCCUCGCCCAGGCUGCGUUCCCCCCUCUCCAACACCGCCGCCGCCGCCGCGCGGCCGCCGGCGGAGGAGGCCGCCGACGUGAGGCUGCGCAAGGUCCACCACCUCGUCUGCUGGGGCCCCAACUGAUUUAUAUUAUAUAUACUCAUCUCACAUCUUCCUGAAGAACAUAUGCCACUCGUCUCGUCGUCUUCCUCUGAUCUCUGUGCAGUGUAGUGCUCUUCUCUUCUCUUUUAGCUGUGUUGCAUCUCGAUCGAUCGCUUGCUUGAUUGCUCCAUCCUCCGUCUCUGUGAUCUGCAUGUUCAGUUUCGUGCAGAUUCGACCCGUUUGUGAAAAUGUUCUGCCGCUUACAUGUAUCUUCAUCCUUAUGCAUGGAGAUCUAGCUAGCCUCCUAUUCCCUCUGUUCCGAAAAUAAAAUCAACUUCGUACGAGAGUAGACUGGAGUCCUUGUAGCCCUCCAUUUUCUCAUUUACUAAUUUUGGAAAAAAAAAUCAGUACCAUCUUGAGAUCUUGAGACUGGACUUAAAAAACCAAAUUAAAGAGAAAGAGAAUAUGUUAGUUAAUUGCAUGGAUAUAUACAUGCUUGUAUUAUAAGACAUCUGAAAAAAUAGUUACGUCUUAUGUUUAUGUUUUGAGAUGAAAGGAGUACUAAUCAAGUCAAGAGCGCCUUAAUUUCA
This is a messenger RNA of Oryza sativa Japonica Group (Japanese rice), 1376 nucleotides long. The record is from RefSeq and is a predicted model, not a curated record. NCBI's taxonomy places the organism in Eukaryota, Viridiplantae, Streptophyta, Magnoliopsida, Poales, Poaceae.